UCCUCCACAUCCACCUCCACCACCACCAGCACUGUCACCGCCUCCCCCACCUCCACUUCCACUGCAACAGCCACCACCUCCUCCACCUCCAUCCCCACUAGCAUGGUCACUACCACCACCACCACCCCCACGGCCACCACCUCCUCCACAGCCACCUCCAAGCCCAGCAGCACAGCCACCUUCUCCUCCACAUCCACAUCCACUCCCACCAGCACGGUAACCACCUCCUCCACAUCCACUCCCACCAGCACGGCUACCACCUCCUCCAUGUCUACUCUCACCAGCACGGUCACCACCUCCACCCUCUCCUCCCCCACCAGCAAAGUCACCAGCUCCUCCACCUCCACUUCCACAACCAUGGCCACCACAUCGUCCACUUCCACCCCCAUCACCACGACCACCACCUCCACUUCCUCUACCCCAACCACCACGGUCACUACCUCCACUACCUCCACCCCCACCACCACUCCCACCAGCACAGUCACCACCUCCUCCACUUCCACUGCCAGCACCACGGCCACCACAUCACACACGUCCACCCCCACCACCACGACCCCCACCUCCACCUCCACCUCCACCUCCUCUACCCCAACCACCACGGUCACCACCUCCACUACCUCCACCCCCACCUCCACUCCCACCAGCACAGUCACCACCUCCUCCACUUCCACUGCCAGCACCACGGCCACCACAUCACCCAUGUCCACCCCCACCACCACGACCCCCACCUCCACCCCAACCACCAUGUUCACCACCUCCACAACCUCCACCCCCACCUCCACUCCCACCAGCACAGUCACCACCUCCUCUACGUCCACUCCCACCAGCACAGCCACCACCUCCUCCCAUUCCACUGUCAGCACCACGGCCACCACAUCACACACGUCCACCCCCACCACCACGACCACCACCUCCACCCCAACCACCAUGUUCACCACCUCCACAACCUCCACCGCCACCUCCACUCCCACCAGCACAGUCACCACUUCCUCUACGUCCACUCCCAGCAGCACGGCAACGACCUCCUCCAGCUUCUCCCCAACCAGCACAGCCACCACCUUCCCAACCUCCACUCCCACCAGCACAGCCACCACCUCCUCCACCUCCAUCCCCGCUAGCACGGUCACCACCCCCACCCCCACCCCCAUGGCCACCACCUCCUCCACCUCCACUCCCACGACCACCACCUCCUCCACAACCACCUCCACCCCCACCAGCACUGUCACCACCUCAUCCACAUGCACUCCCACCCCCACGGCCACCACCUCCUCCACAUCCACCUCCACCCCCACAAGUACUGUAACCGCCUCCUCCACAUCCACUCCCACCCCCACGGCCACCACCUCCUCCACAUCCACUCCCACCAGCACGGUCACCACCAACCCCACCUCCACCUCGACCAGCACAGUAACCACCUCCUCCACAUCCACUCCCACCACCACAGCCCCAACCUCCUCCACAUCCACUCCCACCAGCACAGUAACCACCUCCUCCACAUCCACCUCCACACCCACCAGCACGGUAACCACCUCCUCCACCUCCACCCCCACGACCACCACCUCCUCCACAUCCACCUCCACCCCCACAAGCACUGUAACCGCCUCCUCCACAUCCACUUCCACCUCCACGGCCACCAGCUCCUCUAUCUCAACUCCUACCACCACAGCUCCAACCUCCUCCACAUCCACUCCCACCCCCACGGCCACCAGCUCCUCCACAUCCACCUCCACUCCCACCAGCACGGUCACCGCCUCCUCCACAUCCACUCCCACCCCCACGGCCACCACCUCCUGCACAUCCACCUCCACCCCCACCAGCACGGUAACCACCUCCUCCACCUCCCCCCCCACGACCACCACCUCCUCCACAUCCGCCUCCACCCCCACAAGCACUGUCACCACCUCCUCCACAUCCACUCCCACCCCCACGGCCACCAGCUCCUCCACAUCCACCUCCACCCCCACCAGCACGGUAACCACCUCCUCCACCUCCACCCCCACGACCACCACCUCCUCCACAUCCACUCCCACCCCCACGGCCACCACCUCCUCCACAUCCACCUCCACCCCCACCAGCACGGUAACCACCUCCUCCACCUCCACCCCCACGACCACCACCUCCUCCACAUCCACCUCCACCCCCACAAGCACUGUCACCGCCUCCUCCACAUCAACUCCCACCCCCACGGCCACCAGCUCCUCCACAUCCACCUCCACACCCACCAGCACAGUCACCACCUCCUCCACAUCCACUCCCACCAGCACAGUCACCACCUUCCCAACCUCCACACCCACCAGCACAGCCGCCACCUCUUCCACCUCCAUCCCCACUAGCACAGUCACCACGACCACCACCACCACCACCACCCCCACGGCCACCACCUUCUCCACAUCCACCUCCACCCCCACCAGCACGGUCACCGCCUCCUCCACCUCCAUCCCCACUAACACGGUCACCACCACCACCCCCACGGCCACCACCUCCUCCACAUCCACCUCCACUCCGACCAGCACGGUCACCGCCUCCUCCACAUCCACCUCCACACCCACCAGCACGGUAACCACCUCCUCCACAUCCACUCCCACCACCACCACCUCCUCCACAGCCACCUCCAAGCCCAGCAGCACAGCCACCUUCUCCUCCACAUCCACCUCCACUCCCACCAGCACGGUAACCACCUCCUCCACAUCCACUCCCACCAGCACGGCCACCACCUCCUCCACCACCACGGCCACCACCUCCUCCAACACCACCCCCACCACCACGGCCACCACCUCCUCCACGUCUACUCCCACCAGCACGGUCACCACCUCCACCCUCUCCUCCCCCACCAGCACAGUCACCAGCUCCUCCACCUCCACUUCCACAACCAUGGCCACCACAUCGCCCACUUCCACCCCCACCACCACGACCACCACUUCCACUUCCUCUACCCCAACCACCACGGUCACCACCUCCACCCCCACCUCCACUCCCACCAGCACGGCCACCACCUCCUCCACCACCACGGCCCCCACCUCCUCCAACACCACCCCCACCACCACGGCCACCACCUCCUCCACCAUAGUCACCAGCUCCUGCACCUCCUCUUCCACAACCAUGGCCACCACAUCGCCCACUUCCACCCCCAUCACCACGACCACCACCUCCACUUCCUCUACCCCAACCACCACGGUCACUACCUCCACUACCUCCACCCCCACCACCACUCCCACCAGCACAGUCACUACCUCCUCCCAUUCCACUGUCAGCACCACGGCCACCACAUCACACACGUCCACCCCCACCACCACGACCACCACCUCCACCUCCACCUCCUCUACCCCAACCACCACGGUCACUACCUCCACUACCUCCACUCCCACCUCCACUCCCACCAGAACAGUCACCAUCUCCUCCACUUCCACUUCCACCAGCACGGCCAACACAUCGCCCACAUCCACCCCCCCCACCACGACCACCACCUCCACCCCAACCACCAUGUUCACCACCUCCAAAACCUCCACCCCCACCUCCACUCCCACCAGCACAGUCACCACCUCCUCUACGUCCACUCCCAGCAGCACGGCCACGACCUCCUCCAGCUUCUCCCCAACCAGCACAGCCACCACCUUCCCAACCUCCACUCCCACCAGCACAGCCACCACCUCCUCCACCUCCAUCCCCACUAGCACAGUCACCACCACCACCCCCACGGCCACCACCUCCUCCACAUCCACCUCCACCACCACCAGCACGGUCACCGCCUCCUCCACAUCCACUCCCACCCCCACGUCCACCACCUCCUCCACAUCCACUCCCAACAGCACGGUCACCACCAACCCCACCUCCACCUCGACCAGCACGGUCACCGCCUCCUCCACAUCCACUCCCACCCCCACGUCCACCACCUCCUCCACAUCCACCUCCGCCCCCACCAGCACGGUAACCACCUCCUCCACCUCCACCCCCACGACCACCACCUCCUCCACAUCCACCUCCACCCCCACAAGCACUGUCACCGCCUCCUCCACAUCCACUCCCACCCCCACGGCCACCAGCUCCUCCACAUCCACCUCCAUCCCCACCAGCACUGUCACCACCUCCUCCACAACCACUCCCACCAGCACAGUCACCACCUUCCCAACCUCCACUCCCACCACCACAGUCACCACCUUCCCAACCUCCACACCCGCCAGCACAGCCGCCACCUCUUCCACCUCCAUCCCCACUAGCACAGUCACCACCACCACCACCACCACCCCCACGGCCACCACCUUCUCCCCAUCCACCUCCACCCCCACCAGCACGGUCACCGCCUCCUCCACCUCCAUCCCCACUAGCACGGUCACCACCACCACCCCCACGGCCACCACCUCCUCCACAUCCACCUCCACUCCGACCAGCACGGUUACCGCCUCCUCCACAUCCACCUCCACCCCCACCAGCACGGUAACCACCUCCUCCACAUCCACUCCCACCACCACCACCUCCUCCACAGCCACCUCCAAGCCCAGCAGCACAGCCACCUUCUCCUCCACAUCCACCACCACUCCCACCAGCACGGUAACCACCUCCUCCACAUCCACUCCCACCAGCACGGCUACCACCUCCUCCACGUCUACUCUCACCAGCACGGUCACCACCUCCACCCUCUCCUCCCCCACCAGCACAGUCACCACCUCCUCCACCACCACGGCCACCACCUCCUCCAACACCACCCCCACCACCACGGCCACCACCUCCUCCACGUCUACUCCCACCAGCACGGUCACCACCUCCACCCUCUCCUCCCCCACCAGCACAGUCACCAGCUCCUCCACCUCCACUUCCACAACCAUGGCCACCACAUCGCCCACUUCCACCCCCACCACCACGACCACCACUUCCACUUCCUCUACCCCAACCACCACGGUCACUACCUCCACUACCUCCACCCCCACCUCCAUCCCCACUAGCACAGUCACCACCACCACCACCACCACCCCCACGGCCACCACCUUCUCCACAUCCACCUCCACCCCCACCAGCACGGUCACCGCCUCCUCCACAUCCACUCCCACCCCCGCGGCCACCAGCUCCUCCAUAUCCACCUCGACUCCCACCAGCACAGUCACCACCUCCCCCAAUUCCACUCCCACCAGCACAGUCACCACCUCCCCCACCUCCACCCCCACCAGCACAGUCACCACCUCCCCCACCUCCACUCCCAUCAGCACAGUCACCACCUCCCCCACCUCCACUCCCAUCAGCACAGUCACCACCUCCUCCACAUCCACUCCCACCACCACAGUCACCACCUCCUCCACCUCCACUCCCACCAGCACAGUCACCACCUUCCCAACCUCCAGGAUCACCAGCACAGCCACCACCUCCUCCACCUCCAUCCCCACUAGCGCGGUCACCACCACCACCACCACCCCCACGGCCACCACCUCCUCCACAUCCACCUCCACUCCCACCAGCACAGUCACCACCUCCUCCACAUCCACUCCCACCUCCACGGCCACCACCUCCUCCACAUCCACCUCCACCCCCACCAGCACGGUCACCGCCUCCUCCACAUCCACUCCCACCCCCACGUCCACCACCUCCUCCACAUCCACUCCCAACAGCACGGUCACCACCAACCCCACCUCCACCUCGACCAGCACAGUAACCACCUCCUCCACAUCCACUCCCACCACCACAGUAACCACCUCCUCCACAUCCACCUCCACACCCACCAGCACAGUCACCACCUCCUCCCCUUCCACUGCCAGCACCACAGUCACCACCUCCUCCACAUCCACCUUCACCCCCACAAGCACUGUCACCGCCUCCUCCACAUCCACUCCCACCUCCACGGCCACCAGCUCCUCCACAUCCACCUCCACACCCACCAGCACAGUCACCACCUCCUCCACAUCCACUCCCACCAGCACAGUCACCACCUUCCCAACCUCCACACCCACCAGCACAACCGCCACCUCUUCCACCUCCAUCCCCACUAGCACAGUCACCACCACCACCACCACCACCACCACCCCCACGGCCACCACCUUCUCCACAUCCACCUCCACCCCCACCAGCACAGUAACCACCUCCUCCACAUCCACCUCUACACCCAGCAGCACAGUCACCACCUCCUACACAUCCACUCCUACCACCACAGCCCCAACCUCCUCCACAUCCACUCCCACCAGCACAGUCACCACCUCCUCCACAUCCACCUUCACCCCCACCAGCACGGUAACCACCUCCUCCACCUCCACCCCCACGACCACCACCUCCUCCACAUCCACCUCCACCCCCACAAUCACCACCUUCCCAACCUCCACACCCGCCAGCACAGCCGCCACCUCUUCCACCUCCAUCCCUACUAGCACAGUCACCACGACCACAACCACCACCACCCCCACGGCCACCACCUUCUCCACAUCCACCUCCACUCCCACCAGCACGGUCACCGCCUCCCCCACAUCCACCUCCACACCCACCAGCACGGUAACCACCUCCUCCACAUCCACUCCCACCACCACCACCUCCUCCACAGCCACCUCCAAGCCCAGCAGCACAGCCACCUUCUCCUCCACAUCCACCUCCACUCCCACCAGCACGGUAACCACCUCCUCCACAUCCACUCCCACCAGCAAGGCCACCACCCACAGUCACCAGCUCUUCCACCUCCACUUCCACAACCAUGGCCACCACAUCGCCCACUUCCACCCCCACCACCACGACCACCACCUCCACUUCCUCUACCCCAACCACCACGUCACCAUCUCCUCCACUUCCACUUCCACCAGCACGGCCAACACAAUGCCCACGUCCACCCCCACCACCACGACCACCACCUCCACCCCAACCACCAUGUUCACCACCUCCAAAACCUCCACCCCCACCUCCACUCCCACCAGCACAGUCACCACCUCCUCUACGUCCACUCCCAGCAGCACGGCCACGACCUCCUCCAGCUUCUCCCCAACCAGCACAGCCACCACCUUCUCAACCUCCACGCCCACCAGCACAGCCACCACCUUCUCAACCUCCACCACUGUCACCGCCUCCUCCACAUCCACUCCCACCUCCACGGCCACCACCUCCUCCACAUCCACCUCCUCGCCCACCAGCACAGCCACCACCUCCUCCACCUCCAUCCCCACUAGCACGGUCACCACCACCACCACCACCCCCACGUCCACCACCUCCUCCACAUCCACCUCCACCCCCACCAGCACGGUAACCACCUCCUCCACCCCCACGACCACCACCUCCUCCACAACCACCUCCACCCCCACCAGCACUGUAACCGCCUCCUCCACAUCCACUCCCACCUCCACGGCCACCACCUCCUCCACAUCCACCUCCACCCCCACCAGCACGGUCACCGCCUCCUCCACAUCCACUCCCACCCCCACGUCCACCACCUCCUCCACAUCCACUCCCAAAAGCACGGUCACCACCAACCCCACCUCCACCUCGACCAGCACAGUAACCACCUCCUCCACAUCCACUCCCACCAGCACAGUAACCACCUCCUCCACAUCCACCUCCACCCCCACCAGCACGGUAACCACCUCCUCCACAUCCACUCCCACCACCACAGUCACCACCUCCUCCACAUCCACCUCCACACCCACCAACACAGUCAUCACCUCCUCCACCUCCACUCCCACCAGCACAGUCACCACCUUCUCCACAUCCACCUCCACUUCCACCAGCACAGUCACCACUUCCUCCACAUCCACCCCCACCAACACAGUCACCACCUCCUCCACAUCCACACCCACCAACACAGUCAUCACCUCCUCCACCUCCACUCCCACCAGCACAGUCACCACCUCCUCCCCUUCCACUGCCAGCACCAUGGCCACCACAACGCCCAUGUCCACCCCCACCACCACGACCACCACCUCCACCUCCUCUACCCCAUCCACCACGGUCACUACCUCCACUACCUCCACCCCCAACUCCACUACCACCAGCACAGUCACCACCUCCUCCCCAUCCACUGCCACUAUCAUGGCCACUACCUCCUCUACGUCCACUCCCAGCACCACGGACACCACCUCCUCCAGUUUCUCCCCAGCCAGCACAGCCACCACCUUCCCAACCUCCACUCCCACCAGAACAGCCACCACCUCCUCCACCUCCAUCCCCACUAGCACGGUCACCACCACCACCCCCACGGCCACCACCUCCUCCACAUCUACCUCCACCCCCACCAGCACGGUCACCGCCUCCUCCACAUCCACCUCCACCCCCAUGGCCACCACCUCCUCCACAUCCACCUCCACUCCCACCAGCACAGUGACCACCUCCUCCACAUCCACUCCCACCAGCACAGCCACCACUUCCUCCACCUCCAUCCCCACUAGCACGGUCACCACCACCACCACCACCCCCACGGCCACCACCUCCUCCACAUCCACCUCCACCCCCACCAGCACAGUCACCACUUCCUCCACAUCCACUCCCACCAGCACGGCCACCACCUCCUCCACCCCCACCUCCACUCCCACCAGCAAAGUCAACACCUCCUCCACGUCCACUCCCACCCCCACGGCCACCACCUCCACCCUCUCCUCCCUCACCAGCACAGUCACCACCUCCUCCACCUCCACUUCCACGAGCAUGGCCACCACAUCGCCCACGUCCACCCCCACCACCACGACCACCACUUCCACCUCCUCUACCCCAACCACCACGCUCACUACCUCCAGUACCUCCACGCCCACCUCCACUCCCACCAGCACAGUCACCACCUCCUCCCCUUCCACUGUCAGCACCAUGGCCAACACAUCGCCCAUGUCCACCCCCACCACGAUGACCACCACCUCCACCACCUCCACCCCAACCACCAUGUUCACCACCUCCACUACCUCCACCCCCACCUCCACUCCCACCAGCUCAGUCACCACCUCCUCCACUUCCACUUCCACCAGCACGGCCAACACAUCACCCAUAGUCACCACCUCCUCUACGUCCACUCCCACCCCCUCGGCCACCACCUCCUCCACAUCCACCUCCACUUCCACCAGAACAGUCACCACCUCCUCCACAUCCACUCCCACCCCCACGGCCACCACCUCCUCUACAUCCACCUCCACUCCCACCAGCACAGUCACCACCUCCUCCACAUCCACCUCCACCCCCACCAGCACAGUCACCACCUCCUCCACAUCCACCUCCACUUCCACAGGCACAGUCACCACCUCUUCCACAUCCACUCCCACCCCCACGGCCACCAGCUCCUCCACAUCUGCCUCCACUUCCACCAGCACGGUCACCACCUCCUCCACAUCCACACCCACCAACACAGUCACCACCUCCUCCACCUCCACUCCUACCAGCACAGUCAUCACCUCCUCCACCUCCACCCCCACCACCACAGUCACCACCUCCUCCACAUCCACACCCACCAACACAGUCACCACCUCCUCCACCUCCACUCCUACCAGCACAGUCACCACCUCCUCCCCUUCCACUGCCAGCACCAUGGCCACCAUCUCCUCCACCUCCACCCCCACCACCACAGUCACCACCUCCUCCACAUCCACACCCACCAACACAGUCACCACCUCCUCCACCUCCACUCCCACCAGCACAGUCACCACCUCCUCCCCUUCCACUGCCAGCACCACGGCCACCACAUCGCCCAUGUCCACCCCCACCACCACGGCCACCACCUCCUCCACCCCCACCUCCACUCCCACCAGCAAAGUCAACACCUCCUCCACAUCCACUCCCACACCCACGGCCACCACCUCCACCCUCUCCUCCCUCACCAGCACAGUCACCACCUCCUCCACCUCCACUUCCACGAGCAUGGCCACCACAUCGCCCACGUCCACCCCCACCACCACGACCACCACUUCCACCUCCUCUACCCCAACCACCACGGUCACUACCUCCAGUACCUCCACUCCCACCACCACCACCUUCUCAACCUCCACGCCCACCAGCACAGCCACCACCUUCUCAACCUCCACGCCCACCAGCACAGCCACCACCUUCUCAACCUCCACGCCCACCAGCAGAGUCACCACCUCCUCUACGUCCACUCCCACCCCCACGGCCAUCACCUCCUCCACAUCCACCUCCACUUCCACCAGAACAGUCACCACUUCCUUCACAUCCACUCCCACCCCCACGGCCACCAGCUCCUCCACAUCCACUUCCACUCCCACCAGCACUGUCACCACCUCCUCCACAUCCACUCCCACCCCCACGGCCACCACCUCCUCCACAUCCACCUCCAUUUCCACCAGCACAGUCACCACCAACCCCACCUCCAACCCAACCAGCACAGUAACCACCUCCUCCACCUCCACUCCCACAAACACAGUCACCACCUCCUCCACAUCCACUCCCACCCCCACGGCCACCACCUCCUCCACAUCCACCUCCACCCCCACCAGCACAGCCACCACCUCCUCCACAUCCACUCCCACCAGCACGGCCACCACCUCCUCCACAUCCACCUCCACUCCCACCAACACAGUCACCACCUCCUCCACAUCCACUCCCACCACAACGGUCACCACCUCCUCCACAUCCACUCCCACCCCCACGGCCACCACCUCCUCCACAUCCACAUCCACUCCCACCAACACAGUCACCACCUCCUCCACAUCCACUCCCACCACCACGGCCACCACCUCCUCCACAUCCACUCCCACCCCCACGGCCACCACCUCCUCCACCUCCACUCCCACCAGGACAGUCACCACCUCCUCCACCUCCUCUCCCACCAGCACAGUCACCACCUCCUCCACAUCCACACCCACCACCACAGCCCCCACCUCCUCCACCUCCACUCCCACCACCACAGUCACCACCUCCUCCACAUCCACACCCACGAACACAGUCACCACCUCCUCCACCUCCACUCCCACCACCCCCACCUCCUCCACCUCCACUCCCACCAGCACAGUCACCACCUCCUCCACAUCCACACCCACGAACACAGUCACCACCUCCUCCACCUCCACUCCCACCAGCACAGUCAUCACCUCCUCCACCUCCACCCCCACCACCACAGUCACCACCUCCUCCACAUCCACUCCCACCAGCACAGUCACCACCUCCUCCACAUCCACUCCCACCAGCACAGUCAUCACCUCCUCCACCUCCACCCCCACCACCACAGUCACCACCUCCUCCACAUCCACACCCACGAACACAGUCACCACCUCCUCCACCUCCACUCUCACCAGCACAGUCACCACCUCCUCUACCUCCACUCCCACCACCACAGCCCCCACCUCCUCCACCUCCACUCCCACCACCACAGUCACCACCUCCUCCACAUCCACACCCACCAACACAGUCACCACCUCCUCCACAUCCACUCCCAGCACCACAGCCCCCACCUCCUCCACAUCCACCUCCCCUCCCACCGGCACAGUCACCGCCUCCUCCACAUCCACUCCCACCAGCACAGUCGUCACCACCACCACCACCUCCACGGCAUCCACCUCCUCCACAUCCACCUCCACUCCCAUCACCACAGCCACCACCUCCUCCCCUUCCACUGCCAGCACCACGGCCACUACAUCGCCCACGUCCACCCCCACCGCCACAACCACUACCUCCACCACCUCCACCCCAACCACCACAGGCACCACCUCCACUACCUCCACCCCCACCUCCACUCCCACCAGCACAGUCACCACCUCCUCCCCAUCCACUGCCAGCACCAUGGCCACCAUCUCCUCCACCUCCACUCCCACCAGCAAAGUCACCACCUCCUCCCCUUCCACUGCCACUAUCAUGGCCACCACCUCCUCUACGUCCACUCCCAGCAGCACGGCCACCACCUCCUCCACCUCCACCCCAACCAGUACAGCCACCACCUCUCCCACCUCCACCCUCCCCAGCACGGCCACCACCUCCUCCAGCUUCUCCCCAACCAGCACAGCCACCACCUUCCCAACCUCCACUCCCACCAGUACAGCCACCACCUCUCCCACCUCCACCCUCCCCAGCACGGCCACGACCUCCUCGAGCUUCUCCCCAACCAGCACAGACACCACCUUCCCAACCUCCACGCCCACCAGCACAGCCACCACCUCCUCCACCUCCAUCCCCGCUAGCAUGGUCACCACCACCACCACCACCACCCCCACGGUCACCGCCUCCUCCACAUCCACUCCCACCCCCACGGCCACCACCUCCUCCACAACCACCUCCACUCCCACCAUCACAGUCACCACCUCCUCCACCUUCACUCCCACCAGCACAGUCACCUCCACCCCCACCACCACAGUCACCACCUCCUCUACCUCCACUCCCACCACCACAGCCACCACCUCCUCCACCUCCACUCUCACCAGCACAGUCACCACCUCCUCCACAUCCACCUCCACCCCGACGGUCACAACCUUCUCCACAUCCACCUCUACUCCCACCAGCACAGCCAACACCUUCCCAACCUCCACGCCCACCAGCACAGCCUCCACCUCCUCCACCGCCAUCCCCACUAGCGCGGUCACCACCACCACCCCCAUGGCCACCACCUCCUCCACAUCCACCUGCACUCCCACCAGCACAGUCACCACCUCCUCCACAUCCACUCCCACCACCACAGUCACCACCUCCUCCCCUUCCAGUGCCAGCACCAUGGCCACCACAUCGCCCACCUCCACCCCCACGAGCACGACCACCACCUCCACCUCCUCUACCCCAACCACCACGGUCACUACCUCCACUACCUCCACCCCCACCUCCACUCCCACCACCACAGUCACCACCUCCUCCCCUUCCAGUGCCAGCACCACGGCCACCACAUCGCCCACGUCCACCCCCACAGCCACAACCACCACCUCCACCACCUCCACCCCAACCACCAUGGUCACCACCUCCACUACCUCCAUCCCUACCUCCACUCCCACCUCCUCCACCCCAACCACCAUGGUCACCACCUCCACUACCUCCACCCCCACCUCCACUCCCACCAGCACAGUCACCACCUCCUCUACGUCCACUCCCAGCAGCACGGUCACCACCUCCUCCACCUCCACCCCCCCCAGCACGGCCACCACCUCCUCCAGCUUCUCUCCAAACAGCACAGCCACCACCUUCCCAACCUCCACCCCCACCAGCACAGCCACCACCUCCUCCACCUCCAUCCUCACUAGCACGGUCACCACCACCACCCCCACGGCCACCACCUCCUCCACAUCCACCUCCACUCCCACCAGCACGGUCACCACUUCCUCCACAUCCACUCCCACCCCCACGGCCACCAGCUCCUCCACAUCCACCUCCACCCCCACCAGCACGGUCAUCACCUCCUCCACCUCCACCCCCACGACCACCACCUCCUCCACAUCCACCUCCACCCCCACAAGCACUGUAACCGCCUCCUCCACAUCCACUCCCACCGCCACGGUCACCACCACCACCCCCACGGCCACCACCUCCUCCACAUCCACCUUCACUCCCACCAGCACAGUCACCUCCACCCCCACCACCACAGUCACCACCUCCUCUACCUCCACUCCCACCACCACAGCCACCACCUCCUCCACAUCCACCUCCACUUCCACCAGCACAGUCACCACCUCCUCCACAUCCACCUCCACCCCCACGGCCACCACCUCCUCCACAUCCACCUCCACCCCGACGGUCACAACCUUCUCCACAUCCACCUCUACUCCCACCAGCACAGCCAACACCUUCCCAACCUCCACGCCCACCAGCACAGCCUCCACCUCCUCCACCGCCAUCCCCACUAGCGCGGUCACCACCACCACCCCCAUGGCCACCACCUCCUCCACAUCCACCUGCACUCCCACCAGCACAGUCACCACCUCCUCCACAUCCACUCCCACCACCACAGUCACCACCUCCUCCCCUUCCAGUGCCAGCACCAUGGCCACCACAUCGCCCACCUCCACCCCCACGAGCACGACCACCACCUCCACCUCCUCUACCCCAAUCACCACGGUCACUACCUCCACUACCUCCACCCCCACCUCCACUCCCACCAGCACAGUCACCACCUCCUCCCCUUCCACUGCCAGCACGACAGCCACCACAUCGCCCACGUCCACCCCCACCACCACGACCACCACCUCCACCCCAAUCACCAUGAUCACCACCUCCUCUACAUCCAUCCCCACCAGCACGGCCACCACCUCCUCUACGUCCACUCCCACCAGCACGGACUGGAGCACCCCGAACUGGGGCAGCACUACCCCAGUUUCCUGCAAGAAUGGCGGCACGUACAAUGGGAUCGAAUGCAUCUGCCGCCCUGGCUUCUUUGGUCCUCUGUGUGCCUCUGAAGACUCCAGCAAGGCCUGCCAGAAUGGCAGCACUCCCAUUGGCACCAAAUGCAUCUGUCCACCGGGUUACUACGGUGAACUGUGUGAAUUCUAUAAUGCCUCCAGCGACUGCCAGAACGGGGGCACCCCGGUGGGAAUCGAGUGCCUCUGCCCACCUGCGCACGAUGGCCACCGGUGUGAAAUGAAUAUCAGCACCGCCGGUUCUACCACUACCAGGCCUCCUAUCACCUCACCUGUCACCUCCACCCCAAGCACUGUGUCCCUUCCCACCACAUCCCAGAAAAUCACCAUGCCACAUACCACCACAACCAUCGCAUCCCAGAGUGCCACCACACCACGUGCCACCAUGACCACCAUGCCACCUACCAGCACAACCAUCGCAUCCCAGAGUACCACCGCAUCAAGUGCCACCGUGACCACCAUGCCACGUACCACCACAACCAUCACAUCCCAGAGUACCACCACACCACGUGCCACCGUGACCACCAUGCCACAUACCACCACAACCAUUGCAUCCCAGAGUACCACCAUGCCACGUACCACCACAACUACCACAUCCCAGAGUACCACCACACCACGUGCUACCGUGACCACCAUGCCACGUACCACUACAACCAUCGCAUCCCAGAGUACCACCACACCACGUGCUACCGUGACCACCAUGCCACGUACCACCACAACCAUCACAUCCCAGAGUACCACCACGCCACGUACCACCACAACUACCACAUCCCAGAGUACCACCACACCACGUGCCACCACGACCACCGUGCCACAUACCACCACAACCAUCACAUCGCAGAGUACCACCACACCAAAUGCCACCACCAUCAUCCGAACUACAACUACACAGGAUGUCACCCCCAUCUGUGAGAACGGGGGAACCUGGAUAAAUGGUGAAUGCCAAUGCACGUCCAGUUUCCAGGGAAACAAGUGCCAAUAUGCCGCGGAAGUUAUCGAGGUCAAAGCCGAGGUGAGCGUAAAAGUGGAUGUGAAGUUGCAGAUCACCAGCUACCCAUUCACCCCCGCGCUGAAGGACAACACAACUCAAGAGUACAAAGAAUUCACCGUAUCAUUCAAACUGCAGAUGAAGUUGGUUUACAGCAACGUCCCGGGGUACAAAGAUGUAGAGGUCCUGAAACUGACGCAGGGCAGCGUCGUGGUGGAUCACAUUGUCCUCCUGGCUUUACCCGUCACUGAGGAACUCAACAAAACCUUUGAGGAUGUGGCUGGGCAGCUGAUGACGCAGAUAGAGACGGCGGCUGAGAACCAGAGCUGCAACAGCAACACCUCCUUGAUGUGUUUCAAUGCCUCCUCCGCUAAUGUCUCCAAGGGGACAAUGCAAACAUUCAACGGCACCGAGUACUGCCAGAAAGCUGCCCCCGAAGGCUACGGGCAGUUCUACUUCCCUAAUUUCACCAAGUCCGGCUUCUCCUGCAUCUCCAACUGCACCAAGAGCACGCCCGGCUUCAUCAACUGUAACUACGGGCAGUGCCAGCUGACGCGAGCCGGCCCCCAGUGCAUCUGCUCCGAGCAGGAGUUGUACUGGUACCCCACGGAGCGCUGCGCCACCCGCGUCAGUAAAUUGGGCGUCGGUCUGGGCGUGGUCAUCGCAGUGCUGAUGAUUGUGAGCGUCGUCCUUGGCAUCUUUCUGUUCAGAGCCAAGAGGAUGAAAACCCACUUGAGCCUGCACUCGGAUGACACGGAUGCCGAGAAGUGGUACGAGAACGACUACAACGAGUGGAACAGUGCCGGGAGCUUCUGCAUCCGGAACGAAGGAGCCGACUCAGGCUCGGACGGCACCGGCUCCUUCAAGGUUAACAUGGAAUCCGUCGACACCUCUCUCCCGGUGCACAUCCAGAGGCCAGAGAUUGUCGUGACCCAGCUGUGA
Molecule: messenger RNA, 16143 nt
Organism: Gopherus flavomarginatus (Mexican gopher tortoise)
Lineage: Eukaryota; Metazoa; Chordata; Testudines; Testudinidae
Exons: 20
Source: RefSeq, a predicted model, not a curated record